Molecule: messenger RNA, 1743 nt
Organism: Andrographis paniculata
Lineage: Eukaryota; Viridiplantae; Streptophyta; Magnoliopsida; Lamiales; Acanthaceae
Product: protein REVEILLE 2-like
Exons: 6
Coding region: 373-1455 (360 amino acids)
Molecular function (GO): DNA binding
Source: RefSeq, a predicted model, not a curated record
ACUCUGGUGAUGUGGCAGCCAUAACCACCCACCUCCGUCCUUCCAAACCCCCCUCAAAAAAGUGCUCCUCCGCCAUAACCUUCCUCCUCUUCUGUAUCGAUUUUGGUUCUGAAUCGAGCCAAUUGCUUGUUUGUCUUCUUCUUCGCUCUGCUCCUUUCUGUAUCGGAUUGUGAGGUUUUUUUUAGGUUUUCUGGAAUUGAUUGAGCGAGCUCAUGAAAUUAGGGAUUUAAUUGGGAAUUUCUAUAGAUCUCUCGGAAGGAAUUUGUUUCUGAAGGUUUAUUGGAUUGCACGAUCGAUUCGCUGGAUUCAAUCGAAGUUUUCAGCGAUUUGGAGAUUUUAGAGCAGUUGAGGAGAUCUUGCUGUUGAUAAACGAUGGAUUCUGCCGCCAUGGAUCCGGAGCAAUCCGCCAUUUCUACGCCUGCAAUUUUCGACGGAAGCUCGAUCGAGAAGUCGAAUACCGGCCAAGACUUUGCUCUGAAGGUGAGGAAGCCUUACACUAUUACCAAACAACGCGAACGAUGGACCGACGAAGAACACAAGAAAUUCAUCGAGGCGUUGAAGCUUUACGGCCGAGCUUGGAGGAAGAUCGAAGAGCAUGUCGGGACCAAAACAGCGGUGCAAAUCCGGAGCCACGCUCAGAAGUUCUUCGGCAAGGUUGCCCGCGAGUCGUCUAACGGCGAAUCUGGCGCAGGCUCGGCGAAAUCGAUUGAAAUCCCACCUCCGAGGCCGAAGAGGAAACCAACACACCCAUAUCCGCGGAAGCUCGUUUCUCCGGCAAAAAGAGAAUCGAGUUCGCCGGAAAAGCAAAUGAUUCCGGUGUCGCCUAAGUUUUCCGAGCAGGACAACCUCUCUCCGACGUCUGUCUUGUCGACAAUCGGCUCGGACUCGUCGGUGGGCCUCGACUCGUUUGCUCCGGUUGGAAGUCCUUCAUCGGGUGGCACCGGUUCCUCCGCGACGACACCGAAGCUAGUCUCCGAAGGCACGAUAACUUCGCGAAACGACGAAAUUGUACUCCUGGAAUUGGAGCUCUCGUCGCAAACUGCGAUCGUCAUUAAAGAAGAUCCGAGCGAAUCAUCCGCGACGGCGCAAAGCUUGAAGCUUUUUGGACAGACGGUGUUAGUCGAUCGUCGAGAUACUUGCAAGAUGAAUUUGACCGACACGAGUGUUUCUGAGCGCGUUUCGAACGAUCGUUUCCCGUGGCUAACUCUAUGCUGCGACGUGCGACAGUCGCAAACCGAAGUCCAUAGCCCGACUCCGAUCAAAGCGCGGCUGAUGCGCAAUAACGACAAAAAUGAGGGAUUAUCGUCAAUGGAGAUGACGACGAGUUUCUCGUUGUGCAAACUAAGUCUUAACCGGAGAAAGGGAUUUGUGCCGUACAAACGGUGCUUAUCGGAGAAGGAGAAAGCGCCGGAAGAUCGGGAGCAGCGGCAGCAGCGGAUACGGCUCUGUUUGUGACAUGUCGACGACGACUAUCUAACUCGCGGAUUGACCGGAUCGAACGGUCCGGAUUGUCUGCGGUGUAACAUGGUUUGAUCUUCUUGUUCUUGUUCUGGUUCUGGUUCUGGCUUUUUAGUUCUUGUUUCUUACAUAUGGUUAAGUGUUUGUUGGAUUGUAAGUUUAAGUGAAGAUGGAUUUGCAAUUGUCUGAUGUUAUCUUCUUCUGUGAAUUUUGUCACUCUGUAAAACUUAUAUUGGCAGGUUUCAGUUGGAUUAAGAGCUUCAUGUUAUUUCGAUUUUCUGUUUA